ACAUAUUCAGUGGGUAUUUAUAGUUCUACUUCAAUGAAAAACAAACAGCGAAAAGUUUGAGCAAGUGCAAGAAGACAUAGUAUAGCUUUUGUUUUCUUGCUCAAACAAUCAAUGGCUUCAAUUCAGAUAACUGGCUUCAUUCCGGCAAGUUCCGUAGGUCUCAAACCUAACACUUUAAGGCGAACCAAUCAAAAGAACAAGACAAUUAGAUGCAGAGCUGCAGUGAAUCCCAGGAAGCCGCCGCCUCCUCCCCCUGGAAAGGGCAAGAAGCCACCGCAAACACAUUCUACAGCCUCCGUCUCAGAGAUUAGAAUGACGAAUAUGAGUGAGUCGUCCGCUGGAAGAGAAGAAAAGGGGAAUCAUAAAGCACCACAAAAGGAUAAUCAGAGUAAUGGCUUAUUUGUAACUCAGCAAUAAAAUUAGGAUGUCCUAUUUGUAAACCAAUUGAUCUUUACUUUUAAGGUCUCCUAAAGUUCUAUGUAACAGGAUUGUAUGUUAUGAAUUUUCUAAGAUGGUUAAUUGCAUAAUGUAUGUUGAACUCGUUACUUAUUUAAGACGCAAUACUG
This is a messenger RNA of Papaver somniferum (opium poppy), 566 nucleotides long. RefSeq lists its product as uncharacterized. The record is from RefSeq and is a predicted model, not a curated record. The transcript has 2 exons. Bases 112 to 417 code for a protein of 101 amino acids. Lineage: Eukaryota; Viridiplantae; Streptophyta; Magnoliopsida; Ranunculales; Papaveraceae.